Molecule: messenger RNA, 1383 nt
Organism: Cercopithifilaria johnstoni
Lineage: Eukaryota; Metazoa; Nematoda; Chromadorea; Rhabditida; Onchocercidae
Source: the annotation of a GenBank genome assembly
AUGUUCGUUCAAAUUAUAUAUUGUUUUUCAAUUGCUGUUUUAAACAUCGCAAUAUGUGAAGUUGACACCAAUAAAAUUAUCAGAGAUUUAGAAAAUGAUUAUACAAUGGAAAAUUAUACGACAAUAAUGGAAAGGAUUGGUUCAUUCAAUGAAACAAUGAAAAUCAAAGUUCAUACUAACGAAGAGAUUUUUAAUGAAUUAACUAGUUUACAUCAGAAAUAUCCACAGAUAACGUAUUUAUAUGAAAUAGGCAAAUCAGUGCAAGGCAGGCCACUGACUGUAUUAGCUAUUGGAAAAUUCCCGAUGAAGCAUAUCCCAGGAAUACCGGAAUUUAAAUAUGUUGCUAAUAUUCAUGGUAAUGAGAUAUCAGGUCGAGAAUUAUUGCUUUGCUUGGCAAAUGUUCUACUCGUAAAUUACGGGAAAAAUGAAGUACUAACAAGGCUUGUGAAUAAGACACGAAUUCAUCUCUUACCAACAAUGAAUCCAGAUGGAUUUACGGAAGCUAUUCCGGAAAGCCAUGGUUGGCUUCAGGGUCGGGUGAAUGCUGCUGAUGUGGAUUUAAAUCGAGAUUUUCCACAACGGUUGAAUCCAACAAUGAUCCGAAAUAUUCAACCGGAAACUAGUGCGAUUAUAAAAUGGACGAAAUCAAUACCUUUCGUCUUGUCAGCAAGUCUGCAUGAUGGUUCUAUGGUGGUUAAUUUCCCUUAUGAUGACGGAAAGAUUGAAGGUCUCGAGGAAAAAACAGGUGAUCACGAACUCUUCGUGGUACUUUCUUACUUAUAUGCUCGAGCACAUAAGUACAUGUGGAAGAAGGGACCAAGAUGUUUAAAUCAUCAUGAUGACGGCAAUCUCAAUGAAGGAAUUACAAAUGGUAAUAAAUGGUAUCGCGUUUCAGGUGGUAUGCAAGACUGGAAUUAUGUAUUUUCGAACUGCUUCGAAUUAACAAUUGAAAUAAGUUGUACAAAGUAUUCAACUGACGAUCAAUUAAAGGAAAUAUGGAAUGAGCAUAAAUUUGCUUUAAUUUCCUUUAUUGAAAAGAUUCAUCAUACGAUUUCUGGAUUUGUGUUGGAUAAAAUAACUGGUGCCGGAAUACCGGAUGUUCAAAUUGCAAUCAACAGUUUUGGCAAGAUUAUAUUAAGUAGUACUGAUGGUGACUUUUGGCGUCUAGUAAUACCCGGUACUUAUAAUGUCAGCUUUCAGCAUUUCAAGUAUGAAACAGUUGUAAAAAUUGUUACUGUGAGUAAGGAAAAACGCUAUGAAUUCCUUAAUGUAACAAUGCUCCAAAAAAGGCAUGCUGGAAAUUUCACCGAAGAACUUGGAAGGACGAACAUUUUGUUCCAAAAUUUGACUUUGUUGAAAGUUGAUAAAAUAAUAGAAGCUUAG